Messenger RNA from Loa loa (African eye worm), 444 nucleotides. RefSeq lists its product as hypothetical. The record is from RefSeq and is a predicted model, not a curated record. Lineage: Eukaryota; Metazoa; Nematoda; Chromadorea; Rhabditida; Onchocercidae. The transcript has 2 exons. The coding region runs from base 1 to 444 and encodes 147 amino acids.
AUGACUUCUGUUAUACUAGAAAGUAUAAAACCUGUAAGGAAUCGACUAAUAAACAUCCUCCAAGAAAAGCGAAUUACAAAUGGAUCGAUUAUCUUCAAAACUCCCUUACCACAUCAAGAAAAAGGAGAAGGAGGAGAAGUAACGAUAGGAGAGCAAGGAAUUUUUAAUUUAAUAUAUGAAGCAAAAGAAACCGUCGUUACUUUAACUAUUUAUCAAAAGGAAAUUGACUCCGAAAUCCAGAAACUAACAGCAAUUCCAAACCAGCAGCAUGCAUUACCAACGGAGGUGACGAAGCCAAUUCCACCUACCUAUACUAGUGUCAAUCUUCUUCAAUUAUCUUUAUCUGUUUUCAAUGGCGAUCCACGACACUGGAGAGAAUUUUGGAGUAGCUUUAACGCUGCUGUCCACUCACAAACCAUCCCAGAAAUCCAAAAACUAAACUAA